Molecule: messenger RNA, 2705 nt
Organism: Ochotona curzoniae (black-lipped pika)
Lineage: Eukaryota; Metazoa; Chordata; Mammalia; Lagomorpha; Ochotonidae
Gene: LACC1
Product: laccase domain containing 1
Exons: 6
Coding region: 754-2046 (430 amino acids)
Molecular function (GO): copper ion binding
Source: RefSeq, a predicted model, not a curated record
CACGCCUGGGCUCUGGAGGAUUCAACCAGGAGCCGCGACCACCGGGCUUGGCUCGGGGAGGGACGUCGGCCGCGUGGGGAAGGGUCGGACUCCAGCUCGCAGCGGAAAAGGCCACCAUUCUAACAGUGCCUAGAAUCCUGAGGUGCUUCCCACGGCCCAGCUCCCCGCCUCCCCUCCUCACGGGGCCCGCCAGCCCCUUAUCCCCUUUUCCAACGCCUGCCUGCCUUCUUCUCGCCUGCUGACCCGCCUUAGCUUCGGCCAGAGGCCUCUCCGGCGCCUCGGGAUCCUGUUCCUCUUCCCUUGACCGCCGGGGCCGCAAGACGCUGGAGCUGCCGGCCGCCCUGACCCGGAACUGCUGAGGCGCGGCGGGCGCGCGCGCUGAGCUCAUCCCGGGGUUCCCCGACGCCUGCGCUCGGCGCGCCGAGGCCGCCCGGUGCACGCCCCACAGCCCAGCUCGACCCGGGAGCUCCGUGCUGUCGGGCUGCAGUUGGCCGGCCGAGCCCCGGCCUGCGUUUGCACCGGAGAGUCCAGGUCGAUGCGAGCGCGGGGAUCCUCGAGACUCACGUGGGAUGGGUGAGGUGAGGUGAGGUGGAGCGUGCGUCGCUUCUCGUUUCAGGUGACCAACUUCGGGGCUCCGGAUUCCAAUGAGACCCAGGUCAGAAGUCGGGGGCGGCCGGUCCUAAUGAGCUCCCAGCAGCAGAUGAGGAGAUCAAGUCGGCAGAAAAGUCUUUGAAGAACUUAUGAUAUUGAAAGAUGGCAGAAGCAGUUGUGAUUGAUCUGUUUGAUUUGAAACUGAGUGCUCAGAAAAACUGCCAUCAGAGAUUACUGAAGGCAUUGAAUGCCGUCAAAUUCCACCAUGCUGCCAAGGCCAAAUUCCUUUGCAUAAUGUGUUGCAGUUCCAUCAGCUGUGAAAAGAAUGGUGAACAUGAUAAUUGUGAAUUAGAAACGAGCAAUGGCUUAUCAAUUCUUUUGAGGGAAUUUGAGACUGUUAACAAUCCCAGCAUGGCUGCCUCAUUGUAUACUAUUAAACAAAAAAUUGAUGAAAAAAAUCUGAGCAGCAUUAAGGUCAUUGUCCCCUUGCACAGGAAAGCAUUAAUGAAGGCCUUUAUUGACCACCUCUUCACUGAUGUUUACAAUUUUGAGUUUGAAGAUUUACAGAUGACUUCGAAGGAGAGCUUUUUGAAACAAUCCCCUGAAGUAAAUGUGAUUACAGCUCAAAAACUAGAAGAAAUCCAGAAUGAGAUAGAAACAUAUUUGAGUAGUUUGCCAGCACUGAAGGGAGAAUUAACUAUUAUCACAUCUCCUUUGAUCCCAGAUAUUUUCACACAUGGAUUUACAACAAGAACAGGUGGCAUAUCUUACAUACCAACCCUUAGCUCAUUCAAUCUCUUCAGUAGUUCCAAAAGGAGAGACCCCAAGGCAGUUGUUCAAGAAAAUCUACGUAGAUUGGCAAAUACUGCAGGAUUUAAUGUGAAGAAAUUUUACCGGAUAAAGACUGAUCAUGCUAAUGACGUCUGGAUUAUGGGAAGGAAAGAGCCUGCAUCUUACGAUGGAAUAACUACAAAUCAGAGAGGAGUCACGAUAGCAGCCCUUGGUGCUGACUGUAUCCCUAUAGUUUUUGCUGAUCCUGUCAAAAAAGCAUGUGGAGUUGCUCAUGCUGGUUGGAAAGGUACUUUGUUAGGUGUUGCAAUGGCCACGGUACAUGCUAUGAUAACAGAAUAUGGCUGUCGUUUGGAAGAUAUUAUUGUUGUGCUGGGACCUUCAGUAGGACCUUGCUGUUUUACUCUUCCAAGGGAAUUAGCAAAUGAAUUUCAUAAUCUUCAUCCUGCUUGUGUAAGAAUGCUUGACUCACCAAAUCCCUAUAUUGACAUUCGAAAAGCUACAAGGAUUCUUCUAGAGCGAGGAGGCAUUCUUCCACAUAACAUUCAGGACCAGAACCAAGAUCUGAGCCUCUGUACAGCGUGCCAUCCUGACAAGUUUUUCUCCCAUGUCCGAGAUGGCGUUAAUUUUGGUACACAAAUUGGCUUCAUAUCACUUAGAGAAUGAGGUAUGGUGGAUUCUCUUCCCUCUUUCCAAUCUCUUUCUGUUCUUCUUUUCCUCCCUCUUUUUGUCUUUCUCUGUUCCAGAUUUCCUUCCCCUAAUUUAAAAGAAAAUGAUGGAUUUUUUAUUUAACUUUAGCGUGUUAUUCCUAUAGGAAGAAUAAAUUUUUACCUUUUAGUGAUGUAACAGUGACAGAAAAGUUCAUUUUCAGUAGCUGACUCUUUUAAGAGGCACCACUUCCUUUUAGCUAGUGAAGAAUAAGUUGGCCAGCUUAUGCUAAAGGUUUAAAAGUAAAAUAUUUUAUCUUCAAAAAUUCUGUAUAUGUAUUCUUUAUCUCUACUAUGCACGUAACAUCUGUAUAUUUCAAACGAUAAGCUUCUUAUGACUUUUUGAUAUUUGUAUGAAGAAAUCUUUGCAUGAAGAUUUUAAGUUUUAGUAUAUUUAAAAAAUCCACAAAUAUAGUUGGCUUGGCUUUCAACUGAUAUCUAUAGGUGGAGUUUUUUGUUUUGUUUUGUUUUGUUUUUGCUAAAGGGCAGAUACUAAAUAUCUUAGGCCUUCCACUCUUCUGCUUUCUUACUGUAGGCCAAACAUAGACCCUGACAAUACACAAAUGAAUACCUGUGCUUCAAUAAAGCUUUAUCUGCAAAAACAGGUGAAGGGGUAGA